CUGCUGGUAAAGUCACAGUGAUAUCCUGAAUUCCUGAUUAGAGAUCUUACAAAGAAUAUGGCACAGGCUGUGGUCCCCACCACGCUGCUCCUCUCCGUGCUCCUCACUGGCCACAUUCUAGCAUUUGAUCGGAUACCUCCUGGGCAGAAAUAUGAAGUGGUCUUUCCCAAGAAACUUCACUUUCAGCAGAAAAGAGACACUCAGAGCAAAUAUCCAAGCACAGUCCAUUAUGAGGUACAGCUGGAAGGAGAACCGCUGGUGUUAAAGCUGGAGAAGACAGAAGAUCUUAUAUCAGAACAUUACACAGAGACUCAGUACCUGCCAGACGGGACACCUAUAGAAACCAGCCCAGAGAUCCAGGAUCACUGCUACUAUCAGGGAGGUGUGGAGAACGACAGCAGCUCGUUACUCAGCAUUAGCGCAUGCAGUGGGUUGAGUGGGAUCAUCCAAACUCGAGGCCGCAGGUACUUGAUCGAACCCCUGAAGCAAACAGACAGCGAGGAGCAUGCAGUGUUUCCAUACCAGGCUCAGGAGUCUACUCCAGUGACUUGCGGUGUGACCAAUACCACCUAUAUGGAGGGAAAUUUCAGCAAGACAUCUCUUGCCACCAGCAAUGCCGAGAAAGUGGAAUUUUUAAAAUCAAAGAAAUAUAUUGAGCUGUACAUGGUAGCGGAUAAGUCCAUGUUUAACAAAUAUGGGCGCAGCACUGAAAAUGUUAAAAGAAGGAUAUUCGAGAUUGUUAAUUUUGUCAAUGUGGUGUACAAACAAAUUAAUAUUUUUGUGGCUCUGACGGGGAUCGAAGUCUGGGACAAAAGUGAUGGAUUUACAGUGGUCAGCUCUGCCGAUGAGGAUUUGAAGCUGUUCUCUGAUUGGAGGACAAAGAACCUUCUGCCUAGAAAAGCACAUGACAACGCUCAGUUCAUCACGCACAUUGACUUUGAUGGUUCUACGGUGGGUCUGGCAUAUGUCGGUACAAUGUGUAGUUCCACCAGUUCUACUGGAGUUAUCCAGGAUCACAGCCAACAGUCUAUUGCUAUAGGAGCCACUGUAGCACAUGAGAUGGGACACAACCUGGGAAUAAAUCACGAUGAAGCUCACUGCACUUGCUCCACUGGGUCCUGUAUCAUGGAGCCGGCUCUCAGUUUUAACACCCCACGCGAAUUCAGCCUUUGCAGUCACCAGAACUACCAGGAUUUCAUUUUACAAAAAAUGCCGCUGUGUAUGAAGGAUGUGCCAAAGAAAACAGAGAUCCAGACCCCCCCUGUGUGUGGGAAUAAAUUCACCGAGCUGGGAGAGGAAUGUGAUUGUGGAUCAAUUUCGGAAUGCACUAAUCCAUGCUGUAAUGCCACCACCUGCAAACUAAAGGCGGGGGCUCAGUGCGCUGAGGGGCAAUGCUGCGACAGCUGUAAGUGGACAAAAGCAGGGACGGUGUGCAGAUCCAAAAGACACGAUUGUGACCUGGCAGAAAUGUGUGAUGGGCAGUCCGCCGAAUGUCCCUCUGACCGCUUCCGAGUCAAUGGCUUCCCCUGUAGGAAUGGAGAAGGCUACUGCUAUAAUGGGUUGUGUCCAACUCUGCAGGGCCUGUGUUCUGCACUCUGGGGGCCAAGCUCAGUUGUUGCAGACGAUUCAUGCUUUAAUUACAAUCUAAGGGGCGCUAACAAUGGGUACUGCCAGGAUUCCAAGGGCAACCAAGUCCCGUGUAAGCAAAGUGAUGUCAAGUGUGGGGUGCUAUACUGCUCUGGAGGCUACUCAACACCCAAUUUGGGUGGCUAUUAUAUACGUGGGGAAUGCAAAACUACGUUGUAUCCAACAUUUUUAGUUGAGAAUGGGACAAAGUGCGGAGACAACAUGGUGUGCUUCAUGGGAGAAUGUACAAGCAUCCAGACAGCUUUUGGGCCAUCAGACUGUGAUGCCAAAUGCCCAGAACAUGCGGUCUGCGAUCAUGAGAAUCAGUGUCGUUGUGAGGAAGGCUGGGCUCCCCCAGACUGUGCAAAUUUCACGGGGACCAAUACGAUCAUUGUUGUGGUGGCCAUUAUCUGCGUGAUCGUUCUUUUCAUCCUGCUAUUUGUAUGGUUCAAAUGGUCCUCCCGACGAAAACAGAGAACGUCUCGUACUAGAGUCACUGGAGCUGUAAAUCCUGCAUUCAAUGUUAGGGAGAAACCAUGGGGACCAGCUGGAUCCAACGCAGCCACUCCACAGCUAGAUUCCAGAUUUCCCCACAACCCACCGAAACCUCCAGCACAGUCUCAAAAACCUUUGGCCACACAUCCACCAACAGGCAGGUCCUGGCCUCAGACCCAAGUGGGCUAUCCUGUGAGACCUGUCAAUGCUCCACCACCUUUACCCACGACCAAGCCAGUGUAUCCCAGGGCCCCACCUCAGGCAUGGACGCCCAACUACAGGAAUUAAGAUGGAACACUGAAAGACAAGGAAGGGCGGCUAACUGAAAGGCUUAUUGUAAAACAUAGCCAUGGAGUCUAAGACCAAUGGAAGUGGUGUUUCAGCCAUUGGUAUUCAGUGUGUACAUGCUUUUGGACAUGACUGGCAAUCUCCCUGGUGUAAACACCCCCUGUUGUAAACAUCCUGCGAUUUGAUCCCCCUGCUGGUCAUUACUCUCACCACUGCUGCUUGCCUAUAUUUCUAUCCUUCUAGGCCCAGCGGCUCUAGAAAGAUAGAACUAUAGGCAUAGUCUUUGCAUAAAACUGGGCAUGUAAAGCAGCACAGUUGGGUGUGUGGCUCAUAUGCAUUAUAAGUUGUUAUACACCCUUUGUUCAUACUUAUUCCUAUGCAGCUUCUCCUUGAACCAGUGGAAGACAAAAGAGUGUUCACUUUCUGUAAAUGUUCAUGCAAUGGAACAAAUAUAUUUUGUUUAAUUAA
Messenger RNA from Xenopus tropicalis (tropical clawed frog), 2877 nucleotides. RefSeq names its product ADAM metallopeptidase domain 28, gene 2 (gene adam28.2). Gene Ontology annotation, biological process: proteolysis. Gene Ontology annotation, molecular function: metallopeptidase activity; metalloendopeptidase activity. NCBI's taxonomy places the organism in Eukaryota, Metazoa, Chordata, Amphibia, Anura, Pipidae. The record is from RefSeq and is marked provisional. Gene Ontology annotation, cellular component: membrane.